AUGUCUACGCCUGUCACCCCAGAAGCAGCCGAGAAACCCAGCACCGCUGGCGCUGGCGGUGUUACCUUGGCGGCGCCAGCGCCUGAACAGGAUGUUGACGGUCUCCUCCAAACUGCCGUCUCCUCCCAUACCGAAAUUCAAGACCUCCUUCAAGAUCCGACAGUAAACAUAAAGCUUCACCGGGCCGUUCUAAAAGUUGACCAAGAAUACCUCGCCGACCACCUCACACUGACAACACUCACCGGACCGGGGCUGAUAUCACCUCAGCCAUAUGUCUUCACCAAUGACGAUGCUGGGACCUUGUGGGCAUUCUACCACCUUGGACGACGGCUCGCUGGUCAUUCGGGAAUUGUGCAUGGAGGGCUCGUGGCGGCCCUGCUGGACGAAUGUAUGGGAAGGGCGUGUUUCCCCUUGCUCGCAGGCAAGAUCGCAGUCACAGCCAAGCUGGAGGUGUCGUACAUGGCACCAGUCAGAGUCGACAGCGUCAUCGUCCUCAAAGCGGAGACGGUGGAUGUGCAAGGCCGGAAGGCAUGGGUCGAAGGGACCGUUGAGCAUUUGAGCCUGGGUAGACUUGAAGGAAAGACGACCAUGGCCAAAGCUACAGGCCUGUUUAUCGAGCCCAAAUGGGCGUCUGAGAUGGGCAAAAUGAUGUGA
Messenger RNA from Exophiala mesophila, 654 nucleotides. RefSeq lists its product as uncharacterized. Bases 1 to 654 code for a protein of 217 amino acids. NCBI's taxonomy places the organism in Eukaryota, Fungi, Ascomycota, Eurotiomycetes, Chaetothyriales, Herpotrichiellaceae. The transcript has a single exon. The record is from RefSeq and is a predicted model, not a curated record.